AUGAAUGUCUUAACGUUGUUUGGCAGCUUUUUCAUAACGCUUUUUUCCUUCAUACUUGCUAUUCUCGUAUGUUUUGGAUCGACCACUAACGACUCACCGCUGAAUCGGAUCUAUGCGGCGCAGCUUGACAUUUCGAAUAUCAACUUUUCUACAUUGCUUAAUAUAGACAUUCCAAAGUCGGGGAUUCCAUCGCUAGAUAACUUGGACGUUCCAUCGUACUUCAAUUUGGGCAUAUGGUCUUACUGCAUGGCUAAUUCGGAGAAGAAGAUAUACCAAUGCACCAAGCCCGCAGGUAUCAGGGAUUUUAAUUUGCAACGUUUGUUGGAAGACAAUUUCGAUAACAACGAGGUAACACAGUUGGUUGGGAGUAUCAUUCAGAUGGCGAUUCCAAAGGACCUAAAAGACGACAUGGAUUUGUAUAACUCGCUGAUGAGGUGUAUGGCCGUCACACUAGUCAUCGGAAUAGCGUUGAUGGGAUUAGCCGUAAUAGUCAAUGUCAUACGGUGGCUGGUGCAUCGUCCCUUCAUAAACCUCGUUGGUAGAGUGUUGGCCUUGUUGAGUUUCCUAUCUAUGGGAAUAUCUGCCGGCACGAGCACAGGUACAUACGUCCUUAUCAAGAAUAUCUUGAAAGAUAACUAUAAAGAGUACGGAAUUAAACUGACCCUUGGGAGAAACUUUUACGCAUUGUUGUGGGCCAGCGUUGUGGGUUGUCUUGCCAACUUCGUAUUCUGGAUCUUCACAAGGCAAAAUAACAACAGGCCGUUCCUCAUGCGCCAAUUGCCUACAGCGCCAAUCGUGGAAGAAAAGUAUUGA
Molecule: messenger RNA, 813 nt
Organism: Kluyveromyces marxianus DMKU3-1042
Lineage: Eukaryota; Fungi; Ascomycota; Saccharomycetes; Saccharomycetales; Saccharomycetaceae
Gene: PUN1
Product: Pun1p
Exons: 1
Coding region: 1-813 (270 amino acids)
Biological process (GO): fungal-type cell wall organization
Cellular component (GO): plasma membrane; cell cortex of cell tip
Source: RefSeq, a predicted model, not a curated record